AUUAGAGCGACCUGCUCAUUAUCAUGCACAAAGACCUGCUCUCUAGAAUAUAUAUACGCCGGCAAUUGAAUUUCCAUUAAUUAUUAUUGCGCUCAACGCGAGACAAGAGCAUACAGAAGUACAAAAGUCUGCUGUUGUGCCUUAGUGAGAAUCCUUUUAUGGACGCACAUAGAGGAUGAGUGUUUCUGAAGCCAAAAACAUUCAGGAUGAGUAUGAGGAUGACUUUGAGAAAGACCUGGACUGGCUUAUCAGUGAGGAGGGCAAGGGCAAAGAACAGGAUCCUGAUGAUAAUGACACUGAAGCUCAAAUAGACAAAAAGCUUGAAGAAGAUGAUCUUAAAGAAGAUAGAAAGAAGGAUGUUCGCAAAGACAGGGAUUUGGAUGAUGAAGAAGGGGAGGAAAGGUGGCCAACGCCUAUAGAGCCAUUAGACGGUUCGUUAGAUCUGGACAGGGUCAACCUUGUAACCUCUCCGCUGUCUGAAGACCUCGAUGAAGAGAAGAAAUACAUUUUGGAAAAGAUACAUGAGGCUAACAGACAACUGCAGGACCAGGAAGCUCCAGACCAAAGCCGUCAUAGACGUCUGCAGUUUAAAAACACUUUGGUGGACCUGGUGAUGCCUGCUCAGGAGACUGACCCUUAUGAGAGCAACAGCUCCCUCUCUAGGGACUUAGAGGAAGAGGGAGAAGUGUCUGGACAAAUGCAGAGAUUGAAUAUUUCUCUGCGAGAAGAAAGCGAGUCAGUAGACCCAGAGGAUGAGCACAGCGAGGGAGCCAAGAAGGGACGGGUUUUGGUUGAAAAAGAUGGAAAGUUUGACCUAGUAAGUCUAAAGGAGGUAGAAAGUCAAGGGUUGCUACCUCCCUUGCCAGUGUCUCACGUCGACAAUCAACGAGGAUCCUCACGGCAAAGUGAUCCUGGCCUCCAUCUCAGCAAGAGUCCAGUCUCCUCACCAAGACAAAAUUCUACCUCACCUUUUCCUCCUGGCAUUGACUCUUUGUACAUUCCCAAACCUCCACCGAAGCACAGGAGUAGGCCCAGUUCUUCAAGACCAUCUCAAAGAAGAACAUGGGUCCAGGGUACCAAACGCAGGGUCCAGUCGGCAAGUGGAACACCCUCACAUGCCACAUUUACAAUUACACCACAGCAGAAUGAAAUGUUGAUGAAACUUCAACAGCGGAGAGAGAGACAAGCUAAAGAGGAAGAGCAUAAGAAAAAAGAGGAAGAGGAACAAAAGCGUCAGGAGAAUGAAACUGCCUUCCGAUCGUGGCUUAUGAGGAAGAGAGGGCAACUGCAGGACCAGAGGAGGGUCCAGAAAGCCCAGGAUAUGGAGAGAAUGAGCUGCAUGAGGGACAAUGGAGACCCAGAGGAGGCCUUUAAAAUUUGGCUCCAGAAGAAACAAGAACAGCAGCUGAAAGAGAAGCAUCUAGAGGAGAUGAAGAAACGGGAAAAGGAGAGCGGCUUUUGCCUGCACAGCCGAGAAGAGAGUGAAAAAGCUUUCAGACAGUGGUUGAGACGUAAGCGGGCAGAGAAAAGAGUGGAACAGCAGGCGGCAGGAGAGGGCUCCCGCAGGCUGGUGCUGGAAGAGCGAAGAGCCAGACGCAUAUAUGACCUCUUCUGCACUGUCAAUGAGAUCAAACCCUUACGAUUCAGUGACCCCUACAGCUACCGCUACUGAACACCUCCCACUGUACAUGUGACCAUUGUUAUAACCUCAGAGAUCAAUUCAUUCAAACAAUCACUGUGGUCACCCAUCAGUAUCUGUGGUUUGAUUUGUAUACAACUUCUCUUAGUGAUACAGAAGAUGAAAGAACAUGUGGUUGUUAGGAACACAAAGAAAGAGCUAAAAGAGCUCCAAUCCUUUUUUAUCUCCAAUUCAUCCCUUUUCAAAAUACAGAGAUGACACAGUUGCUCUAGUGGAUGUUCCUGUUCCAAAUAACUUUAGGCACUUAAAAUAAUUGCUACACCAAGAUGAUUUAAUGGAGUUUAUGCUGAAUCAUCAAAUUCUUAAUUUUUGUGUAGCUAGCUUCCCUGUAGAUUUGCCACGUGUCCGCUGCGGGCAUCACUAGUGUGCUUUACAACUACUGAAGGAAAUGCAAAAGUUCUGAUAGCAAGAAUGGGAGCAAGGCUACACAUCUGGAAUAUCUCCUGGGCUUUCAUAACACCUAGCAGAGUUCUGUGAACUAUAUGUGCCACAGGCAUUCUGAAUGGUCAGUUCUGAUCUGUUGUUCAGCAUUCCAGUGCUCGUAAGGUAUACAGUAUGUGUGUCAAGAUUUUUCUAUGUUGACAUUGUUUGAAUGAUAGCUAAGUGCAAGGGGAAAUGAGAAAAGAGUGGAUUGUGUUGUUUCUCAUGUUCAUGGAAAUCAAGCCAGUCAAUCUAAAAUAAAAAUAGUGUUUUAUG
Molecule: messenger RNA, 2395 nt
Organism: Myxocyprinus asiaticus (Chinese sucker)
Lineage: Eukaryota; Metazoa; Chordata; Actinopteri; Cypriniformes; Catostomidae
Product: coiled-coil domain-containing protein 181-like
Exons: 6
Coding region: 176-1672 (498 amino acids)
Molecular function (GO): microtubule binding
Source: RefSeq, a predicted model, not a curated record